CGCGACAUCCGAUUAUUUCUGUCCCUCCUCGCUUGCAGUGUUCCUGUAUGUAUCGGGACGUACCACAUGCGCGAAAACAUGGGGGUGGGCAUGAUGUGUUGCAAUGGUACGCCAGAGCACGCGUGUGGUACAUCAGCUUGGUAAAUCACAGCAGCAGCCUAUCGCACGGAGAAAACGCCACUUAACUGGGCACUAAUCCACCGGUUCGCCGGCCUGGAACUUAAACGCCGCGCUGCACCGAGACUCCCCCCGCUGGGUGAGUGAAGGGUUGAUCCUGUAUUGGAGAGAGACUGAGAACAGCCGGUGCCUGCACCUUUUGACAGCUCCGCAAGGUGCUGGUUGGGACGAGAGUGGUUGGUGCGGGAGGUGGCCCUGUGGUGGCGUACACAGGAACAGGUUAGAGGGCUACUCGUUGCUUCCCACCUAGCACCCCAUUAGCGGAACUCCCCAUGCUGAACCGUUGCUGUUAGUGAUAGUGACCCUUUGUUUUAGGUGCUGCAGAGCUGAUCCCCUGGGAGGAGCCGACAGAGAGCGGGGUCACACCUGCCAAGUGCCAUGCACUGAUCCCCCUCCUUCCAGUCCGCACCGCCCCCCCUCCCCGGCCAUUCCCCGGCACAUAAAUGAUAGAGGAUACCAUGACUUUGCUGUCUCUCCUGGGUAGGAUCAUGCGCUACUUCUUACUCCGCCCGGAGACCCUCUUCUUGCUGUGCAUCAGCCUGGCCCUGUGGAGUUACUUCUUCCACACGGACGAGGUGAAGACCAUCGUGAAGUCCAGCAGGGACGCCGUGCAAAUGGUAAAGGGCAAGGUGGCAGAGAUGAUGCAGAAUGAGCGCCUCGGAGGGCUCGAUGUGCUGGAAGCGGAGUUCUCUAAGACUUGGGAGUACAAGAGCAACAAUGUGGCCGUGUAUUCCAUCCAGGGCAGGAGGGAUCACAUGGAGGACCGCUUCGAGAUCAUCACUGACUUGGUCAACAAGAGCCACCCUUCCAUCUUCGGCAUCUUUGAUGGCCAUGGAGGAGAGUCAGCAGCUGAAUAUGUGAAAACCCAUUUGCCAGAAGUGCUGAAACAACAUCUUCAAGACUUUGAGAGGGAUAAAGAGAACAGCGUGCUAUCCUAUCAGACCAUCCUGGAACAGCAAAUUCUAGCCAUAGACCGGGAAAUGCUGGAAAAACUCUCAGUGUCCUAUGAUGAAGCAGGUACUACGUGCUUAAUUGCUCUGUUAUCCGACAAAGAACUCACAGUCGCCAACGUAGGGGAUUCGCGCGGUGUGUUGUGUGACAAAGAUGGGAAUGCUAUCCCCUUAUCCCAUGAUCAUAAGCCGUACCAGCUAAAGGAAAGGAAGAGGAUUAAAAGAGCUGGUGGGUUCAUCAGUUUCAAUGGCUCCUGGAGGGUACAAGGGAUUCUUGCCAUGUCCCGCUCACUGGGAGAUUAUCCUCUGAAAAAUCUAAAUGUCAUUAUCUCUGACCCUGAUAUUCUGUCUUUUGACCUGGACAAACUGCAGCCAGAGUUUAUGAUCUUGGCAUCUGACGGUCUAUGGGAUGCUUUCAGCAAUGAAGAAGCAGUGCGGUUUAUCAAAGAGCGCUUAGAUGAGCCUCACUUUGGAGCCAAGAGCAUUGUGUUACAGUCGUUUUAUAGAGGAUGCCCUGAUAACAUAACUGUUAUGGUAGUAAAGUUCAAGAAUAGCAGUAAAACAGAUGAACAAUGAAAGUCACCACGCGUGCAAAAGGACUGCAGCAACCAAUUUUAUUUUAACUUAGUAGCAAGAGGUGGAAACCUUAUUAAGAUGUACAGCAGCACCAUUCCCGUGUCUUAGGAUUAGACAUGGACUCAUGCAGCUAAUGUACCCAUCAACUGUCCAGCCAUGAAACACAGGAAGUGCAUUCUGUAUGACCCAACAUUAUUCCUCCAUUAACAAGUAAUUAUCUGUAUUAAAGGGUAUCGCUCCUGCUGAGGUGUUAAUCUUAUUCUUAUGCGGGGGGUAACAAGACCACGCUUGUGUCAUCAGCUAGAGAAGUAAUAUUUAUUCUAUGUUUUUAGAAAAUGUGUUUGUUCAAUGGGAUUAUAUGUUUCUAAUAUUCAGCGCUUCAGACAAGUGUCCCUUUAAUAAAAAGCAACAACGGAGGUUCAAACACUCUUAAUAAAUACAAGUAAAACAUU
Messenger RNA from Xenopus tropicalis (tropical clawed frog), 2155 nucleotides. It is a transcript of the gene ppm1l, whose product is annotated as protein phosphatase, Mg2+/Mn2+ dependent 1L. Gene Ontology annotation, cellular component: membrane. Gene Ontology annotation, molecular function: protein serine/threonine phosphatase activity; cation binding; metal ion binding. NCBI's taxonomy places the organism in Eukaryota, Metazoa, Chordata, Amphibia, Anura, Pipidae. The record is from RefSeq and is a predicted model, not a curated record. The transcript is spliced from 4 exons. The coding region runs from base 621 to 1703 and encodes 360 amino acids.